This is a messenger RNA of Staurois parvus, 331 nucleotides long. NCBI's taxonomy places the organism in Eukaryota, Metazoa, Chordata, Amphibia, Anura, Ranidae. The record is from the annotation of a GenBank genome assembly.
UGGUCAGAAACUGCAAACACAGUACAGGAGGUGGUCAGAGACUGCAGAUAAAGUACAGGAGAUGGUCAGAGACUGCAGACAGAAUACAGGGGAUGGUAAGAGACUGCAGAUAGGAUACAGGAUACGGUCAGAGACUGCGGACAAGAUACAGGAUACGGUCAGAGACUGCGGACAGGAUACAGGAUACGGUCAGAGACUGCGGACAGGACACAGGAUACGGUCAGAGACUGCGGACAGGAUACAGGAUACGGUCAGAGACUGUGGACAGGAUACAGGUGACUGUGGACAGGAUACAGGAUACGGUCAGAGACUGCGGACAGGAUACAGGUGA